GAGCAGGUCUACCUUCGCCACCAUUUGCUCACAGAUCACGAGGAUCUGUCCACUUAUGACGGCGUCGUCAGGCAAAUAGCGUACAAAUUUCUGGCACCACUGCCCACUGUGUCCCAGAAUAUCGUCAUCAGCGCCACCACCGAGUUAGUCCAUCACAUGUCCUCCACGAUCAUCACCACCGAAGUGGUCGAACUGACCACGACAUCCAUCACCGAUAUCAACCAUCCGACGGCAUUCCCGGCCAAAAACAUCAACAACACCACCACAACGUCAGUGAUACUGCAGAAUGAGAACUACUCGACCGCACUGACCAUCACGAUAGGCAUCGGGUGCUCACUACUCAUACUAAAUAUGCUUAUAUUUGCCGGUGUCUACUAUCAGCUGGAUAAAAAUAGAAAUAUUGCUCAAAACAACUCCAAUCAAAAGUCCAACAAAAAUGAAGAUUCCCCAUCAAAAGGAGAUGAGACUAUAGCGCUCUCGGAUAAGAUGGAGGCGUCGACUAUAUCGCGAAUGUCUAUUCCGUCGCCCAUUAGUAAUAUGAUCGGCCGAUCGGACAGUAGCGACCAUUUGGAUAACAUCUACUACCAGUACAAAGCAGCCAAGUCUUACUCGAUGGCCAAUAACGUGGGCCAUAACAACGGCCACAAUAGCCUGCGGCGACCGCAGAAAGUCAAUGUACCGACCGCACCGGUACCCAAAAGCUCACACCACGAUCAAGCAUCACAAGUGCCUUCACAUUUAGCCAAUGAUUUGAAACUAAUUCCCGUUUAUAUUGAACAUAAUUUGUCCGCUAAGGAGAUGGCGGUCUAAUUGAUGAUUACUAGUCUCACACAAACAC
Messenger RNA from Oppiella nova, 838 nucleotides. Lineage: Eukaryota; Metazoa; Arthropoda; Arachnida; Sarcoptiformes; Oppiidae. The record is from the annotation of a GenBank genome assembly.